AUCAGGAUUAAAGGGUGUACUUUUUGAAAGCGUGAGCGACGUUGAUCAACUGGGAGGAAUGUUGUGAUUGGAAAACGAAGUGUAUUUUCUACUGUUACAAAAAUUUGAACCGCAUCCACUGAGAUGACGCUGACAGCAGCUUUCAAUAAAUUAGUAUAAAUAUUCUGUGUCUAUGAGAAGAUUUUUAUGAAUGAAUUUGUAAUGUGGAAGAAGAAGAUUAUUUUGUAUGCUGCUGCUUUCACCGGAAGCUGUUACAUUUUCCCCUGGACAAAUAAGAUAUGUUUGAAUCAUUUGCAAGCUGUCUGUGAUUCUCCAUCUGUACCAGAAUUAGAAAAUGUUUGUUCAUAUAUUUACCUUCCUGAAAAUUAUGGUCAUGAGUUUUAUGAUACAACAUGGUACUUGUCGCAGAAGAAUAUUCCAUCAUAUUGGAAACUGUUGAUGCUAUCUAAAUGCAAAGAUCGUGAAGUUCGACAUCAGGCCAUAAAGGCAUUGUCUGAAUUACCUAAAUUAGAAAGUUGGCAGUAUACAAUAAUUUCUCAAGCAGCUGAUUCACGUACAUCUGUGGGCCUUGCUAGGAUGCCUAAAGUUAAUACAUCCUUCUUCCUUUCACCUUCCUUCAGGGAUUUAGAGGAGGGAAAUCUGCAAUUAGAGCUUUUGCUUUUUGUAAUGGCAUUACCAGUUCAUGGUGUUGACUUGUGCAUUCAGCGUUUGUCAAAGCGAGCUAUAAUAUUUGCAAAUCGUUUAUUUCAACAUGAAUCCACAUGGGACUAUGAGUUGGAAGAUAUGACCAAUAUUUAUCACUCCCAGCAAAAAAAGAAGGCUGUGUUUACAUUUCAUAAACUUUGCUUGGAGGCUAUUUUGGCUCAUUCUGCUGUAAAAUCGCAUAAAUAUAUUAUGGUUGAAAAUGGGGUAAUGAAACUGUUGUUAAAGAUAUUAAAAUGUCAUGAAAAUGAUUAUCAAUUUCAAAGUCUGAUUGCUCAAAUUCUUGCAAAUUUUUCAUUGGAAGAAGAAUUUACAAAAAUAUUUUCUGUUACAGGUUGGAUUGGCAUCUUAGCAUCAUGGAAAAUAUCUCCAUAUGUUGAGGUUAAUCUUCCAGCUGCUAAAGCUCUUGCAAAUCUAGAUAAGGAUGAUUUUCAUCAUUCAUUGUAUGACAGUGGAGUUUAUCUACUUCAUCCUCACAAUAGACAAGGCCCCAUAGAUCAUUUGGCUGAUAUAAUAUUUGUUCAUGGGUUACUGGGGGCCACUUUCUGGACAUGGCGUCAGCAUGAUAAUCAGAGAAGAAGCAAUAUCUCUACUAGUGGAAAACAAAGGAAACCUGAACAAGAUACACAUAAUGAACUUUGUAAUUCUUUAAAUUAUACUCUGUGUUGGCCAAAGGAUUGGCUUGCCAGGGAUCUUCCUAAUCUCCGUCUCAUUUCUGUUGAUUACAAUACAUGCCUCAGUAACUGGAAAUUGCAGUGUUCACAACGAAAAGAAAAAGAUAAUUUAGAUGUCAAAGCCAAGGACAUACUGCAAAAAUUGCUGUUGUCAAAGAUUGGGGAGAGACCUAUUGUAUGGGUAGCUCAUUCUAUGGGUGGUCUUCUAGUCAAACAAAUACUAGUGGAAGCUGCUGCAAGUACAGAUGAAAAAGCACACUCAGUUUUAUGUAACACAGUUGGUAUUGUUUUCUUUAGUGUUCCACAUAAAGGAAGUGAGAUUGUCAACAUACUGCAAAUGAUGCCUUUUGUUUUUCAACCGUCUGUAGAUAUUAGCCAACUUCAUAAAGGAUCUUCAGGUUUACAAUCCCUCCAUGAAAAAUUUAAAGAUACUGUUCUUCAGAAUAAUAUAGCUGUUUUAAGCUUUGGGGAAACUAAAAAAUCCCGAUGGGGCUUAAAUUUAACAGUGCUCGUGUCAUUGGAUUCAUCAGAUCCUGGAUUUGGUAAAUUUUAUACAUUGCCAGUGGAUCACUUGAGCACCUGCAAACCAGAAUCACCAGAUUCCAUGAUGUAUACUAAGUUACUGCAUUUCUUGAAAAAUCAUAUUCCUCCUCCUGUUUAUCAUCCAUUUCAGCUAUUUGAGGCAGAUUAUGAAAUUGUGAAAAUCAUGUGCUUAAUUCCGUAACUGUGUAUAUAUUGUUUAAUUGAUUACAAUAAAGCACUUUAGAGAAAAGAUGCUUUUGUGAAGCCAUGCAACCAGCCUGUUAGGAUUGUGUACAUAUUGAUGAAA
Stegodyphus dumicola is the source of this 2205-nucleotide messenger RNA. Its product is annotated as protein SERAC1-like. Lineage: Eukaryota; Metazoa; Arthropoda; Arachnida; Araneae; Eresidae. The record is from RefSeq and is a predicted model, not a curated record.